GCUGUUUGUUUCUCUCUCUGCCCCACCAAAUCACCCCUACCACCUUCACUCGCCACAACUAUCCACAAUGCCCAUGAACCGCGCUCUCCUCAAGAAAUGGGUCCCUGUUGAAGUGCUUCCCAUCUUCGGCAUUGUCGGUAUCGCCGUUGUCGGUGCUUCUGCCUACCUCUACAAGCUCUCCCAGGGCCCUGAGGUUGUUUGGGACCGAAGCUCUGACUGGAGGCCUUGGGACAAGGUCAAGCACGACCAGAACGUAUGUCACUGAUGUAUCAGCACCACUCUGAUCCGUGCUGACCUCGACGCAGCUCAAGCUCCUCAGCUACAACCCCGACUUCUGGCAGAAGAGGAAGGAGCAGGCCAAGGAGACCCUCGGUCUUAAGUCUGAGUAAACUACCCCAUUCAUCGCUUUUUGGGGAGUUGUUGUAGAUAGUCUUAUCAUAGACAAUAGACGGGGUGCUAUGUUCACCCUGCUAGACGUGUAGCUUUUUGGUUAUUGGCAUGUCAUGGGCAUUUUUUUUUAUAU
Molecule: messenger RNA, 523 nt
Organism: Cryptococcus amylolentus CBS 6039
Lineage: Eukaryota; Fungi; Basidiomycota; Tremellomycetes; Tremellales; Cryptococcaceae
Exons: 3
Coding region: 68-265 (65 amino acids)
Source: RefSeq, a predicted model, not a curated record